Molecule: messenger RNA, 3425 nt
Organism: Cataglyphis hispanica
Lineage: Eukaryota; Metazoa; Arthropoda; Insecta; Hymenoptera; Formicidae
Gene: Gdi
Product: rab GDP dissociation inhibitor beta
Exons: 5
Coding region: 393-1721 (442 amino acids)
Biological process (GO): protein transport; vesicle-mediated transport; small GTPase-mediated signal transduction
Cellular component (GO): cytoplasm
Molecular function (GO): Rab GDP-dissociation inhibitor activity
Source: RefSeq, a predicted model, not a curated record
GCUUUAGUGCCUCUUCGCAACGCGGGACGCAGCCUAGUGGAAAAGUUCAACGUCACCGCCUGAUCGCCAUCGUCACCGCCGACACCACCGCCGCCACCGUCGUCAUCGCCGUCGACUCGGAAUAGCAAAAGAGAAAGAGCUGGUCUUCCUUCGGUUUCGCGCCGUACCGUGUCGUGUCAUUUGAUAGACAUCGCGUAGAAAUCGCGCGACGCGAAUUUUCUCGACUUCGUCUGCGAAAGGAUCGCGAGAGACGAGAGGAGGAAGAAACGCGUAGGUUCAAGACACACUCGGCUGCUUGUAAGCCGCGCGACAGUUCGCACGACAGCUUACUCGUCUACCUUCACUCUCUUUCCUCGUCUUCGUCGACCCGGCUCCUCUAAUCCGGCGCGAACAUGAAUGAGGAAUACGACGCGAUCGUGCUCGGCACCGGCCUCAAGGAGUGCAUCCUCUCGGGCAUGCUCUCCGUCAGCGGUAAACGAGUGCUGCACAUCGACCGCAACAAGUAUUACGGUGGCGAAUCAGCCUCCAUCACGCCCCUCGAGGACCUCUUCGGAAAAUUCAAGGCUCCGCCGCCGGACGAGAGUUAUGGCCGUGGCCGAGACUGGAAUGUCGACCUGAUUCCUAAGUUUUUGAUGGCAAAUGGUCUUCUUGUCAAGCUACUCAUUCACACGGGCGUAACGCGAUAUCUGGAAUUCAAGUCGGUGGAAGGCUCAUACGUAUACAAGUCAGGCAAAAUCUCCAAAGUGCCGAUUGAUCAGCAGGAGGCUCUAUCCAGCGACCUGAUGGGUCUGUUCGAGAAACGGCGGUUCCGCAACUUUCUCAUGUGGGUGCAGAAUAUGCAGGAGGACGAUCCGAAGACGUGGGACGGCUUCGAUCCCUUCAAGAAUAAUAUGAGUGCGCUCUACAACAAAUUCAGCCUCGACAAAAACACGCAGGACUUUACUGGACACGCAUUAGCGUUGUACAGGAAUGAUGAUUACAUAGACCAAACUGCGAUAAUUACCAUCAGGAGGAUCAAAUUAUAUAGCGACAGUUUAGCACGAUACGGAAAGUCACCGUAUCUUUAUCCGAUGUACGGUCUGGGCGAACUUCCUCAGGGAUUCGCGCGACUUAGCGCCAUUUACGGCGGCACGUAUAUGCUAGAUAAACCGAUUGAUGAAAUCGUCAUGAAGGAUGGCAAGGUGGUCGGCGUCCGUUCUGGUGAUGAGACAGCUCAAUGUAAACAAGUUUUUUGUGAUCCUACGUAUGUACCCGAUUGCGUGAAGAAGGUCGGUCAGGUGAUAAGAUGCAUAUGUCUUAUGGAUCAUCCGAUUCCAAACACGGCUGACGCGCUAUCUACGCAAAUCAUCAUUCCUCAGAAGCAGGUUGGUCGCAAUUCCGAUAUCUACGUGUCUCUUGUAUCGCAUACUCAUCAAGUAGCGGCGAAGGGCUGGUUUAUCGCUAUGGUCUCAACCACAGUGGAAACAAAAAAUCCAGAAGCUGAAAUUAAACCCGGUCUGGAUUUGCUCGGUCCGAUCAAACAGAAGUUUUUCAGCAUCUCCGAUUAUAUGGUGCCGGUAGAUGAGGGUCUCAACAGUCAGAUAUUCAUAUCUACCAGUUAUGACGCGACCACACACUUCGAGACAACCUGUUUAGAUGUACUCGAUAUAUUCAAGCGUGCUACCGGUGAAGAAUUUGACUUUAACAAAGUUAAGCAUGAGCUUGGCGACGAGGAUCAGUAACCGUAAUUACGAAGUGUGCCGUGCAUUUUACAUCACAUUACACCUCGGGAAAAUCGAAGCGCUCAGUGAAUUCGCAUAUUCGAGUAAACAAGAAAUCAUCACUCGAUGAUCGCCGACCGCAUCGACAUGCGACAGUUUCAAGGCAGAUGUCACGCUUGCGAAUAGACCUGUGCCUAAUUAUGUUAAAUAGGUUCUCUUUGAUAGAGGAUGAAAAACGAAGGUAAAGUUGACAAAAUUCUCUCUCUUUCUUUUUGUCUCCUACUUUGUCCUAAUCUCAUCUCCUGCUAUUCCUAUGAACUCUUCAAAGUCCUGUUUGAAAGCAACACAAAUUCUCUAUUACAUUUACAUGGAAGAACUCUUGGACUAUAUUUCUACGACUUCAAGUACCAGAUUAUAAGAUUAGAUCUCUUCUUGUAAAUUUAUAUUUCACAUGAAACUAAAUCCAAUCUGCCAAUAUAUAUGCGAAUAGAAGAUAAUAAAAAAAGACAAAGAUAAUCUCGAGUCGUCCGUGUCACAUUGUGUGUAUACAAUAUAUAUGUAUCAUAUUUUAAUUAUUGAAGUGAUAUUGAUUGGCAGAUUACAUUGUACAAAAAGGAAUCUAUAUAGAUAUAUCACUACAUAAGAAAUAUAAUAUACUGUUAAAUUGAUAAUUGAUUAAUAAUAACAAACAAUAUAAGUAUCAUAUCUGUCUAGGCUAGAAUUUCUAUAGAUAUAGACGAGACGUUUCUGGAAAAUUUCGGAAAUUGUGUGAAUCUGGGAAAGUUUAUGUUGUCUGAAUGUUAAUUAACUAUAGAUUAUGUCUAAGUUGCAUUUAUCGAACAAAGUGAUUGCGCAAUGCUUUAGUUUUAUAUGAAUUUUUGAGAAUCACGGACAUAGGUGUUCCAUCGAUGACUCUCCAUUACUUGUCGAUUGUUUAGUAAUUUUAGAAAUAAUAUGCCGAUAUAACGCAUUAUAUAUCGAUAUUCAAGCACGUAUAUGUAGUAUAACUAUAUUUCAUCUAUAUUUAUUUAUUCUUAUUGAAGAGUUCUCAUUUAGGAAACAAAUCGAUUAGAUAUCUUCAACGUGCAUUCGGAAAACAGAAUUAGGGAAAAGUCGCAUGUUCGUAUACACUUAAAACAAAAUCGAUGGAAAGUGAAAAAAAAAAUUGAUAUCGAAACGUUGGAACGAAGAGGAGAAUAUCCAAACUCUCCGGAGUUGCCAAGCAUUUCACAUUAUAUAUAGAUAUUAUUAUAAAUCUAUACAGUAUAUAUUAUAAAAAAAGAUAUGUAUACAUAUAUAUAUAAAUAUGAGAAGAAGGAAUCGUUGAAAUAUUGUUGUUUCGUGUGAGCUUGAGAUUCAGAUUAUUUCUUUUGCAUAAUAAAAAAAAAAUGCGGGCGUAUUUCGUUAUAUUAUGUCAUUAUCCGAUAAAAAGGAGAGCGUAAAUACAUGUGCUCGCCGAAUAAAUGAACAGCAAAUUAAUGGUGGACAAGUGUCGGAAGAAGAGAUAAAUCGGCUGUUUUUCUAGCUUUACCUUUCGCUUGCACUCUCGCAUCAGUUAUUACAAUGACACAUGCAAUUUCACACUAUGUACGAAAAUCUAGUGGGACGAAUAGAGAGGUGUAUUUAGAUAAUAUACAUUUCUCUCGAUCGCAACGGGUAUCUUUCACAAUUAUCCAUCAACUUGUAACACACAAGAACAGAAUAGAAUAAAUAAUAUUGUAUUAA